AUGAGCACGACGAUGCAGAUCCAGAUCCCCGCGGGCACGGCCCCCAACGCCAUCCUCCAGGUCCGCGCGCCGGACGGCCGCACGAUCAAGGUCCGCGUCCCUCCGAACGUCCGGCCCGGCCAGCAGAUGCGCAUCGCGGUGCCGGCGGCGGACGUGGAUCGGGCAUCGGAGGCGGGAGACCGCGACGCGAGGCGGCGGCAACGGGAAGAGGCGGCGCGAUACCGCGAGGCGGCGGCAGCGAGGGACAAGGCACAAUCGAGGUCCGCGGCGGUGAAGGCGGCGGUGAAGGCCGCAAAGGUGCCGGCGAACCCGAGCCGCGGCCGCCUGCCCGUCGCCGGGUUGGUGGGGAAGUCCUUCGGGCUGUACCAAAAGGACCAAAAGGCGUGGCUCGCCCUCAGACUUGCCAGGUCGUUCGCGAUCAAAAAUGGCUCCUGGGCUGGUUGGGACACCGCGCGGUUCGUGGCCUUCGACGCCGGCAAGAACCGCGUCGCGUUCCGCAACCCGGGCACGGAGCGCUGGCUCCGCGUGACGGCCGACGGCGUCACGGAGGCGCCGGCCCGUGGAAAUUGGAACGCCACCUGGGGGUGGGAGCGGUUUGAGUUACACGAGCUCGCGGGCGGCGUCGGCCUGCGGAGCGCGAGCGGGCGCUGGCUGACGAUCGAGGGGAAGCGGACGAUUCAGCUCGAGCCGGGACCUGUGUGGAAAUCAAAAUUCUACGGGCUCGAUGGCGUGGCGAUGCCGGUUCAUCACCACUCGACGGAACCACCGCGGCAGCGUCAUCGCCGAGAAAUGAGUUAGUGAAGAAUUAUCGGGUGCACCCGACACACUGGUUGAUUUCCACACAGGCCGCUCGGGGCCUGGGACGCGGACGAGCGCGCGGCGGCGCACGAGAAGAAGCUGUCGGAAGAGAUGGAGCGGGCCGCGGCGGCGGACCGCGCCGAGGCGGAGCGCCGCGCGGCCGAGUUGCGGCGCUUCGCGGCCGCGGCGCAGGCGCCGGCGGCCACUCCGGAAGAGCCAGAGCCAGAGACGGUCGCGACCGAUACUCCGGCGGGCGAGGCGUCGCGCGCGGAGGCCGUCGACGAGCCACCGACGACCGAGCGCAUCGACUGCGACUCGCCGCGCGUCGACCUCGGCGGCGCGUCGGAGCUCUCGGCCCGGAUCGACGCCCUCUUCCGCGUGCGGCGGAGCCCAGCGCUCGCGGCGCAGCUGAACAAGAUCUACGAGCACCACGAAUCGAUCCCGAGGUAUACUACUUAGCGUAACUUUUACACAGGCUUUGGUCCUAGACGCCGAUCAGCUCCUUGACGAAGUCGUCGAACUCCUCCUUCUGGA
Messenger RNA from Pelagomonas calceolata, 1332 nucleotides. Lineage: Eukaryota; Pelagophyceae; Pelagomonadales; Pelagomonadaceae. The record is from the annotation of a GenBank genome assembly.